Orycteropus afer afer is the source of this 3819-nucleotide messenger RNA. It is a transcript of the gene RBP3, whose product is annotated as retinol binding protein 3. Gene Ontology annotation, molecular function: serine-type peptidase activity. Bases 1 to 3819 code for a protein of 1272 amino acids. The record is from RefSeq and is a predicted model, not a curated record. NCBI's taxonomy places the organism in Eukaryota, Metazoa, Chordata, Mammalia, Tubulidentata, Orycteropodidae. Gene Ontology annotation, biological process: proteolysis. The transcript is spliced from 4 exons.
AUGAAGGGACAAUGGAUCUUGCUCUUUUCUGCUUUGCUCUGCGGUCUAACUGGCUCCAAACAUCUGUUCCAGCCGAGCCUGGUCCUGGACAUGGCCCAAGUGCUCCUGGAUAACUACUGCUUCCCAGAGAACCUGAUGGGGAUGCAAGAAGCCAUCGAACAGGCUAUCCGGAGCCAUGAGAUCCUGGGUAUCUCAGACCCCCAGACACUGGCUGAUGUGCUGACGGCUGGAGUGCAGAGCUCCCUGAAUGACCCUCGCUUGCUCAUCUCCUAUGAGCCCAGUACCCUAGAGAUUCCACAACCAGCCCCAACACCUGCCAACCUCACACAAGAGGAACUGCUUAGUGAGCUGCAGAGGACCAUGAGCUACCAGGUUCUGGAGGGCAAUGUGGGCUACCUACGAGUAGACAGCAUCCCAGGCCAGGAAGUACUGAGCCAGCUGGAGGACUUCCUGGUACCCCACGUGUGGAGGCAGCUCAUGGGCUCCUCUGCAUUGGUGUUGGACCUGCGGCACUGCACAGGAGGCCAUGUCUCCAGCAUCCCUUACUUCAUCUCCUACUUGCACCCAGGAGGCACAGUGCUGCAUGUGGAUACCAUUUACAACCGCCCCUCCAACACAACUACUGAACUCUGGACCUUACCACAGGUGCAUGGGGAAAGGUACAGUGCUGACAAGGAUGUGGUGCUCCUCACCAGUGGCCACACCAGAGGUGUGGCUGAGGAUAUCAUCUACAUCCUCAAGCAGAUGGGCAGGGCCAUUGUGGUUGGCGAGCGAACUGAGGGAGGUGCCCUGGACCUCCAGAAGCUAAGAAUAGGCCACUCUGACUUCUUCCUCACUUUGCCUGUGUCUAGAUCCUUGGGUCCUUUGGGCAGGGGGAGCCAGACAUGGGAGGGCAGUGGGGUGCUGCCCUGUGUGGGGACUCCGGCAGAGCAGGCCCUAGAGAAAGCGCUGGCUAUCCUCACACUGCGCCGAGCCCUGCCGCAGAUCAUCCAGCGCCUACAGGAGGCCCUGCAAGACUACUACACAUUGGUAGGCCGUGUGCCUGCCCUGCUGCACCACCUUGCCACCAUGGACUUUUCUGCCGUGGUUUCUGAGGAGGACCUGGUCGCCAAGCUUAAUGCUGAUCUGCAGGCUGUGUCUGAGGACCCCAGGCUCCUGGUGCAAGUCUUUAAGUCCAGAGAAAACUCUCCUGGGCAUGAGCCUGGAGCUGAUGGACCCCCUAGUACAGUCCCUGUGGUGCCUGAGGAUGAGGCUGCCCAGCGUGCCCUGGUGGAGUCGGAGUUCCAGGUGUCAGUGCUGCCGGGUAAUGUGGGCUACUUGCGCUUUGACAGGUUUGCUGAUGUGUCCAUUCUGGAAGUCCUGGGUCCACACAUAUUGCACCAGGUGUGGGAGCCCCUGCAGGAUACAGAACAUCUCAUCAUGGACCUGCGCCACAACCCUGGGGGGCCCUCUUCUGCUGUGCCCCUGCUGCUGUCUUACUUCCAAGGCCCUGAGGAUGGCCCUGUCCGUCUCUUCACCACCUACGACCGCCGUACCAAUCGCACUCAAGAGCACUUCAGUCGCUCUGAGCUGCAGGGCCAACGUUAUGGCACCCAGAGAGGUGUGUACCUACUCACCAGUCACCGCACAGCCACAGCCGCUGAAGAGUUUGCUUUCCUGAUGCAGUCGCUGGGCUGGUCCACACUGGUGGGUGAGAUCACAGCAGGCAACCUGCUGCACACACACUCUGUGCCUCUGUUGGAGACGCUCACUGGCAGCCUGGUGCUCACCGUGCCUAUGCUUACCUUCAUUGACAACCAUGGUGAGUGCUGGUUGGGUGGUGGCGUGGUGCCUGAUGCCAUCGUACUAGCUGAGGAGGCCCUGGACCGGGCCCUGGAGGUAUUGGACUUCCACCGGAGUCUGGGUGCCUUGGUGGAGGGUACAGGGCACCUGCUGGAAGUCCACUAUGCACGGCCAGAGGUGGUUGGGCAGACUCAGGCCCUGCUGCAGCACAAGCUGGCACGAGGAGCCUAUCGCACGGCUGUGGACCCUGAGUCAUUGACCUCUCAGCUCACGGCUGACCUGCAGGAGGUGUCUGGAGACCACCGCCUGCUGGUGUUCCACAGCCCUGGGGAACUGGUAGCUGAAGAUGCACCCCCACUGCUGCCUGCUGCCCCCUCUCCUGAAGAGCUCUCCUACCUCAUUGAGGCCCUGUUCAAGACGGAGGUGUUGCCUGGACGACUGGGCUACCUGCGAUUCGACACCAUGGCUGAUCUAGAGACAGUCAAGGCCAUUGGGCCACAGCUAGUGCAGCUAGUGUGGGACAGGUUGGUGGACACAGCUGCAUUGAUUGUGGACCUCCGCUACAACCCUGGCAGCUACUCCUCUGCUGUGCCAUUGCUUUGUUCCUACUUCUUUGAAGAAAAGCCCCGUCAGCACCUCUACUCAGUCUUUGACAGAGCCACCUCUCAGGUGAUGGAGGUGUGGACCCUGCCCCAGGUAGCUGGCCAGCGCUAUGGCCCCCACAAGGACCUUUAUAUCCUGGUGAGCCACAGCAGUGGCUCUGCAGCAGAGGCCUUCACCCGCACCAUGCAAGACCUACACCGCGCCACAGUCAUUGGGGAGCCUACGUCUGGGGGAGCCCUCUCUGUGGGCAUCUACCAGGUGGGCAACAGUCCCUUGUAUGCUUCCAUGCCCACACAGACAGCUCUGAGCGCCACGACGGGCCAAGCCUGGGACCUGGCUGGUGUGGAACCUGACAUCACUGUGCCUAUGAAUGAGGCCCUGUCCACAGCCCAGGAAAUUGUAGCCCUGCGUGCCAAGGUGCCUACAGUGUUGCAGACAGCUGGCAAGCUGGUAGCUGAUAACUAUGCCUCCCCUGAGCUGGGUGCCAAGAUGGCUGCCCAACUGAGCCAUCUGCAGAGCCACUAUGCCAUGGUGACCUCAGAAAGGGCCCUGGCUGAGAUGCUUGGGGCCAACCUGCAGGUGCUCUCUGGGGACCCACACCUGAAGAUUGCCCACAUCCCUGAGGAUGCUAAGGACCACAUUCCUGGGAUUGUCCCCAUGCAGAUUCCUUCCCCUGAAGUCUUUGAAGACCUCAUCAAGUUUUCCUUCCACACGAAUGUGUUUGAGGGCAACCUCGGCUACCUGAGGUUUGACAUGUUUGGAGACUGUGAGCUGCUCUCCCAGGUCUCUGAGCUGCUGGUGGAGCAUGUCUGGAGGAAGGUUGUGCACACGGACGCCAUGAUUAUCGAUAUGAGGUUCAACAUCGGCGGCCCUACCUCCUCCAUCUCUGCCCUGUGCUCCUACUUCUUUGAUGAAGGCCCUCCAAUUCUGCUGGACAAAAUCUACAAUCGGCCUAACGAUUCUGUCAACGAAAUCUGGACCCACAACCAGCUUGCAGGUGAACGCUAUGGCUCCAAGAAGAGCAUGGUCAUCCUGACCAGCCAUGUGACGGCUGGCGCUGCAGAGGAGUUCACAUACAUCAUGAAGAGGCUGGGCCGGGCCCUGGUCAUUGGGGAGGUGACCAGUGGUGGCUGCCAGGCACUACAGACCUACCAUGUGGACAACACACACCUCUACAUCACCAUCCCCACGGCCCGCUCAGUGGGGGCGGUGGAUGGCAGCUCCUGGGAAGGGGUGGGUGUGAUGCCCCAUGUGGUAGUUCCUGCAGAAGUGGCCCUCACCAGAGCCAAGGAGAUGCUCCAGCACUCUCUUCAGAGGGUGAAACUAAGCCCAGGCUUGCAGGGUCUCAGGACAAGCUUUGGUGGGCAGAGCCCCAGGGCAGGCAGAGCCUCUGGGGGACACACUGAGGGUACUCUUGCACGUGGUCCUGCCUGA